UGAUUCUGCUCAAACUAAUAGUACAGUUGGUAUAGAAACAAGUUCUUGUAAUGUAGAAAUUAGAACAAGCAAAGAUGUAAAAAUAUGUGGACAUAUAAUUAAUACAGAUGGAUCAACUAGUAAUUUUUGGUCUUAUUUGGAAGCUCAUCAUAGUAUACUUAGAUUUGAAAAAGAAAGUAAUAAUAAUCCUAUUCAAACAAAAAUUGAUGUAAUGUUUCAAAAACAGUGGGCAAAAAAUCCUAAGCACAAGCAAGAGU
Messenger RNA from Funneliformis geosporum, 257 nucleotides. The record is from the annotation of a GenBank genome assembly. NCBI's taxonomy places the organism in Eukaryota, Fungi, Glomeromycota, Glomeromycetes, Glomerales, Glomeraceae.